AUGUAUUCCCUUUUAAUUGGACGCACCGCCGAGCAGUUCCAGCAGGAUUUUCCUCGAUGGCUGAUUAAUAUACAUCAUCCGGUGGAACUAUGGGCACUACUACCGAGUUAUAUUGUCAGUCAAACUUUCUGCGUCGUUGGUGCAUUCUUGUGCUUAGGACACGCAUUAUAUCGACGUGGACGAUGGCCGUUCCUGUGGUUGGGCAGUGUUGUUAGUGGACUGUUGAUAGAAGGUUGUAUGUACUUUUCUCCGUAUGGCGAAACAAUCUGGUUCAGCCCAACCGUGAUCGAUCUGUUUGGCCAAAGGAUACCCAUCUUUAUAUUUUCCGUUUAUCCAUUUUUCUAUUACCAAGCGUUUUGGGCGGUUUCGAAGCUGCGGCUUAAGUGCCGGUGGUCUGAGCAUAUCGCCAUUGGGAUGCUGGUAGUACUAUUUGAUAUGCCAUUCGACAUGAUUAGCAUUAAGUAUUUGCACUGGACACUCCACGAAACCGAACCGUUGUUAAGCGAGCGGAUUUACUCCGUGCCCUGGACCUUGUUGCUCUUCUUUGCCGUUACUACGUUUACGUUUUCUUACUUUUUCCACAAUCUACGCACAUGGAUGGAUCGUUCAACGCAUAACCGCUGGGCAUCCGGGUCUUUCCGGACGGAGCUAGUGGUAUCCGUAGGAGCAGCAAGUCUUUCACUAUCCGUUGGAUCGACUUUGUUCCUGGCAAUCCAUUACCCGCUACACACCGUGCUCGGCAUUCCAGGCAGUGCCAUAGUCAUCGGUGUGUUCUCUGCUGUGUUGACGAUCUUUUGGAAGUUUGAUCGCAAAAGCAACCGGAAUUCCUCACACAGGCAAUCGUUUAUGGACCACAUGCUAAACGGCUACAUUGUGGGACACUUUGUAAUUUAUCUGGGACUGGCAAUAGCUCUUAAUCCCCAACACGCCGUUUCGCCUGGCAGACAUCAACCGAUCGGCAAUUGUCGCAAUAUUAACUCCUCAAGCACCGAACUCUGCCUAGAUACGUUCAACAGCAGCUCUUUUGAUUUUCAUUGCGUUGCGAACCCACCGUCCGAUGGAGCCUACUGGUAUACGAUUUGUGGCACAUCUCACGAGAAUCGACCGGAGUUUUUGUACGCAAUGAUUGUAAUCACGUUCGUUGCUUUACUCAUACACUGGACAAUACAUUAUGACUUCUCUGUUCAUCAAAGUGAACCAACCAAAGGAACUAGGAAAAAACUGUUGUAA
Messenger RNA from Anopheles marshallii, 1230 nucleotides. RefSeq lists its product as uncharacterized. The record is from RefSeq and is a predicted model, not a curated record. The coding region runs from base 1 to 1230 and encodes 409 amino acids. The transcript has 5 exons. Lineage: Eukaryota; Metazoa; Arthropoda; Insecta; Diptera; Culicidae.